This is a messenger RNA of Symbiodinium necroappetens, 2397 nucleotides long. Lineage: Eukaryota; Dinophyceae; Suessiales; Symbiodiniaceae. The record is from the annotation of a GenBank genome assembly.
AUGCCGGCGAAGUUGCUUCACUGGAUUGCUGGAGUGGGCGCGGCCAUUUCCAUAAAGAUCUCAUCAUCAAUUGAUGACGUCGUGUGGCUGGCCCCAUUCUUGACCAACAAUGUCAGCUACUUCUCCCGGCUAAAGAACAUCAGCAUCUAUGGCAUCGUUUGUUGGGUUCAGACCGCCAUUGCCAUGUGUAUCGCCUAUUCGGGCAACAAGCUGGUGAUGGUGACCCGGAAUUCCAAAGAUGCUUGGUCUUCCGAGAAGAUCUUGACUGUGCUGGCUGGCUCCAUGCUGGCUCUGUACUCUAUCAAGUUGCUCCAUGAGUGGGUGACAGAGGUAGAAGAAGAACCUCAGGAUACCAAGGAAGAUGCUGGGCAAGAGAACAAGUACGCGAAAGUCAGCCCUUCGGACCUGGAGGGUGGCGGGGAGCUCACGCCCGGUCGCAACGAGUCCAGGCUUGCGUACCUAUUUGUGGGCGCUACACUGCCCCUGAAUGUGCCCUUUCUGCCCUCUGACGUGCAGGUUACAAUGUUUCGCGACUGCAAAAUAUUGACCAAAGCCGCGUGCACUGGCUUAGGCAAUGGAUACGCUGACAUCUCGUACAGCUACUGUGUGCCAAAAUGUUUUCGCUACAGUGCAGCAAGCUGUCCUGAUCCGGAAUGUCAGUUGAAAGAGGGUCGUUGUCACCCGAGCAAUUUGCCAAACGAGAUCCUGUGUGCCGACCUUAGUCCCAGCCAGUGCGAUUACUUGCUUCCUGGCCAAUGUAGCUUGCUUGAUCUUCCCAAGAGCCGUUUUCAAAAGCUGUUUGGGAGAUUCUUCGGGCUUCGAGAUCACCAGGUCUGCGAAGCUCAUAAAACCAUUGAGUACCAGCACAAGUUCCAGAAGCUUGCCAACCACAACAAGAUGAAGGAUGGUGCAACCCCAGAUCUGCUAAAUGUUUGCAGGCAGCACGAGGCCCAAGAGGGUUGUGAGAAAGAAGAGCUUUGCGAAUGGAGGGUUUUCCACUGGGAUGAGCAGAAGCAGGGCCAAGCUCGAUGCACAGUUCGAUGGCAGAGCGACGUUUUCAUACAGACCAUGGCCGUCGCAGAAGCGGCCCGCCGAAGCAAGCGCAAAACAGCUGCUGUCGGUGGGCUGCUGUCACUUCCCGUCGGCUUCUUGAUGGGAGCAGGGUCCAUGUUAGGAGCGGGUGGUAUGGUUCUAAUGCUGGCUAAGAUGAUGAGUGUUAUCACCUUUGGGUUUGGAACAGGACUCCUGUUGACAAACCCCGCUGUGUUGGCGAUGAGUGCGGCCAUCGUGACGGUGUGUAUCAUUGUCGCAAUUACAAACGGUGUCGCACUCUCACUACCAUUUUCGACAGCAGUCGGCGAGAAGGCGAUAGCAUUUGCAAGCAAGGCUACCGCGACGUGGAAGAAGGUGAAGGUGGCUUCCGGCAACUUUUGUCAAGAGCUCUUCGUCGGGGUAAGUCCUUUGGAAGCAAUUUCUGUACGAACCGUAUCAGAAAGAUUGGUGAAGGCCGAAGGCCAUUGCGCGGAGAAGCUCUCCGGCAAUGGGUCAAGGGUCUACUCUGCAGGGCUUGAACAGAAGAGGCCUCGGUGGAUGAAGUCCCCGGACAGCCUGUGCAAGGACCUAUGCAUUGAUCUGGUCGACACGAUCCAUCACAACGUGGCAAACAUCAUCAUUGCGGGUGGCACGAAAAAGGUGCUGCAAGCCUGUGCGGCUAUGGCUAUCCAGCCCGUGGAGUCUCACAUCCUGGGCUGUUGUGCCGCAUCAUGCGGGUGGAAUCCAUCGACUCAGUUCUGUGAGAACUGGUUUUUCAUGCGCUCGGAGGAUAGGGCGGUGUGGCUGGACGAAUGUUGCAGCGAGAUACAGAUUGUGAAUGGCUCAAAGCGCCAGGCGAUGUGCGACAGUUUGGCCACUCUCGAGGAGCAAUCCAAGAUGAGGAAGACAGACGAACCAGAACGAGUUCCGGAUCAAGAGUUCCUUUUCGGCUACAGCCCUGCAGAGGACGACAGGAACAUCACUGGGUUUGUUGGGAAGUUGCGCUCUAGGGUCAUGCGGCUUUGGAGAAAGUUGAAGAAGCUGAUCGGUGCGAAGCACAACCAGACUGCAUCUGCCCAGGAAAUGAUUCCCGGUGACUUGCCGGAUGAGUUUACUCCGGCUUCAAACAUCCAAAUGCAGGAGGACCAAGGUUAUGAUGUCCAUGGCCUGGACCAGCAUUCGGAAGAUGCGUCAGCCACGUGCCAAGAAAAGUUGAUGAAGAAGGAGCAGUGCGGGGCAGUUGACCAAACAAGCUCAAACGGCCUGCAAAGCACCUUGACUGCCUUGACUAUUCUGUGGUGUUUGUCAGCACUUAGACUUAGAGCCCAGCUAGACAGCUUCUUCUUAGAAGAGCAACGAAGGUAA